Molecule: messenger RNA, 2733 nt
Organism: Orussus abietinus
Lineage: Eukaryota; Metazoa; Arthropoda; Insecta; Hymenoptera; Orussidae
Product: nephrin
Exons: 15
Coding region: 1-2733 (910 amino acids)
Molecular function (GO): protein binding
Source: RefSeq, a predicted model, not a curated record
AUGAGGUGCCGACCGGUGGCGGCGCUUCUGCUCGCCCUGUUCGGCGCCGCGGCCGCACACGCUCAAGGAGGUCCGCGAACGUUCUCUGCUAGGCCUUUCAGAGGAGGACCCACGCGGUUCGUCCGAGCGGUUCUGCGCGGUACGGCGGUGCUGCCCUGCGACAUCCGGCCGCCCCGGGCCAACGACUCCGCCAUCAUCGUCGCCUGGUACAAGAACGACGACACGCCCAUCUACAGCUACGACACGAGGGGCAAGAACGCCGAGCAAGCUCCCCACUGGAAGAACAAGCAGUACUUCGAGGACCGGGCGUACUUCCGCACCCUGACGGAACCUGCGUCCCUCAACAUCGAGCGCGUCGAGGAGCGGGACGAGGGCGAGUACCGAUGCAGGGUGGACUUCGCUAAGAGUCCCACGAGGAAUUCCAAGAUUCAUCUCACCGUAAUCGUGCCCCCCAGGACGCCGAACAUCAUAGACGAGCACGGGAAAACGGUGACCGGCGAAGCGGGGCCCUACGAGGAGGGUGGCGACAUGAAGCUGACUUGCCUAGUUUCAGGAGGUCGGCCAGAGCCAUCGGUCAAGUGGUGGCGAGGCGAGACCCUGCUCGAGCCAAAGGACAGUCGAGGAGACUUCCCCGACCUCCGCAGGAACACGCUCCUCGUAACCGGGCUCACCAGGUCGCACUCUGGCGCCGUCUUCACCUGCCAGGCUUCGAACGAUAACGUCAGCCAGCCAGUGUCCGCCUCCGUCACCGUGCGUCUCCACCUUCGCCCUCUCGGCGUGUCCAUCUUGAGCAGCGAGCAAGCCCCUCUCAGCGCGGACCGGAAGUACGAGAUAGCUUGCAUGACUUUCGGCUCGAGGCCUCCGGCCAGGCUCUCUUGGUUCAUGGACGGCAAGAGGUUGAUCAACUACACGGAAACUGUGUCGCCGGACGGCAACUCGACGACCUCGACCCUGGUCUUGAAGCCGACACUUCUGGACCACGAGAAGUUGAUCACCUGCCGGGCGGAGAACCCCAAAGUCCGGGACGGCGUCGAAGAGGACACGUGGAAACUCAACGUCUACUUCGUGCCCAUUUUGCACCUCGAGCUGGGGUCCAACAUGAAUCCCGACGACAUCGAGGAGGGCGACGACGUCUACUUCGAGUGCAAGGUCCACGCGAAUCCCUGGGCGUACAAAGUCGUCUGGCAUCAUAACGGUAACGUCAUCCAGAACGACGCGAAGAACGGCGUGAUCGUGCAGCAGUACGACCUGGCCCUGAGGAAGGUGAACCGGUCGCAGGCGGGGAACUACAGUUGCGUGGCCAGCAACAUCGAGGGCGACGGUUACAGCAACAGCGUGGAGCUGAAAAUCAUGUACAAGCCGAUCUGCGUGGGAGAGCAGAAGCGCGUCUACGGGGUCGCUCGUCACGAGGACGCCAGGGUCGUCUGCAGGGUCGAGGCGUACCCUCCACCCGACAGCUUCCGCUGGGCGUUCAACAACACCGAGGAGAUGGUCGACGUGCCGCAGUCUCGCUAUGAGAACUCCACCAGGCACACCCAGAGCAUUCUCACCUACAGGCCCGUCACCGAGAUGGACUAUGGCACCGUUCUCUGCUGGGCCAGCAACGCCGCGGGCCAGCAGCGAAACGCCUGCGUUUUCCACGUCAUACCUGCCGGGAAGCCGGAGCCACCGUACAACUGCACGCUGACUAACCAGACGACUGAGUCUCUUUCCGUGGAAUGUUCCGCUGGUUUUGAUGGAGGCCAGCCCCAGCACUUCCUGCUGGAGGUGUUCGACCAGGAGACGGGCUCGCUGAAGGCCAAUGUGACUUCCAGGGAGGCUCCCAGCCCGGUCUUCACCGUGCAUGGCCUUGGACCCGGCAAGGUUCUCAACAUGGUCCUGACUGCCGUCAACGCUAAGGGUAGAAGCGACCCGACCCUCCUCGAGGGUUUCACGCUUAAGGUCGCUGAAAAACAGACCGGUAUUCCGGUGCCCUUCGAGAUCACGCCGCUCCUUUGCGCCCUGAUCGGGGUCGUUACCGCCCUCCUCCUCGUCACCGUGACCAUCCUGGCUGCUCUGAAGGUCAGAAGCGAGAGGCGUUCUCAGAGACCUGGAGAUCUACCCCCGAAGAAGACCACCACCCUCAGCGCCGAGGACCUCUACGACGCGGACGACAGGAACCCGGACGUGGUGCCCACCAACAAGGGUACGGUGCCUUCCCCUAAGGGUUCAGACUACCAGCUGACUGGGUCUGCCGUGGGCACGCCACUGACAGCGCAAAACGAGUCCGAUGGACUUCCACUUCAUCUCAGGACCCUGUCAGGGUACGGCCACCCAGAGUACCGCAGCAACCCUGCCUUACCGUUCACAGGCGAAGUCACCUAUGCCGAGCUCUGCCUGUCGCGGCCCGUGACGCUGUCCACGUUAUCAGCGUUGUCAGCGUUGACGACCGCGGAUCACGGAGUCGGAAGCGGAGCGGGCACCAACUACGUCAGAGCGGACCAAAGGACGACGGACCCCACCGUCUACGCGAGCAUAGACCACACGGCGCGGCCGCCACGGAACGACCGCUUGGCCUCGCCAUCGAGGAGCGAAGUGGCUCCUCAGCAUCAUCGCCCGCUCCACGACCAUCGCCCUCACCUCCAUCCCCAUCAUCAGCAACCGCCGGAGGAGCAGCAGCGGCAGCCUCCCCGUUCUCGAGAGGUCGUCACGGUGCGCACCCCUUUGAUCUCGACGCAGGAGAGCUGCGUAUAG